CUCCGCCUCUGCGCAGAAGAUGCUGCUGCUUCAUCCAGUCACGCACUGAAUCCGGAUCCUUGGCGGAGCUGCGUCAGGUCUCUAGUCCAGGAUCCUGGUCCUCCUUCCGUCUCCUCCUCACCUCCUCCUCUCUGUCUUCCUUCAACAUAAAGAUGGAGCAGGCAGCGCUCAUCUAGUCCGUGUUUCCUCUGACUGUCUGGACUCGGAGCUUCAGGAUGAUGUCCUCCUACUACCACCCCGCUAAGGAGGCGGACAUGGCUGCCAUGACGGAGCCGCUGUGCCUGGAGAGAGAUGUGUGCAGGGUGAUCGAGCUGCUGGACCGGCUGCAGCGGAGCGGAGAGCUGCCUCCUCCCAAGCUUCAGGCCCUGCAGAGAGUCCUACAGAGCAAGUUCUGUGCUGCCAUCAGAGAGGUCUACGAGCAGCUUUAUGACACUCUAGACAUCGUUGGAGGACCUGAAGUGCGAGCACAAGCAACUGCCAAGGCCACCGUGGCAGCGUUUGCAGCCAGCGAGGGCCACGCACACCCAAGGGUGGUGGAGCUGCCCAAGACAGAGGAGGGCCUGGGCUUCAACAUCAUGGGGGGCAAAGAGCAGAACUCCCCCAUCUACAUCUCCAGAGUGAUCCCUGGGGGCGUGGCCGACCGCCAGGGGGGGCUGAAGAGAGGCGACCAGCUGCUGUCUGUCAACGGAGUGAGCGUGGAGGGGGAGCACCAUGAGAAGGCUGUGGAGCUGCUGAAGGCCGCUCAGGGUUCAGUCAAGCUGGUGGUCCGCUACACCCCCAAGGUCCUGGAGGAGAUGGAGGCUCGCUUCGAGAAGAUGAGGAGCGCCAGGAGACGACAGCAGCACACCAGCUACUCAUCUUUGGAGUCCAGGGGUUAAAUAAUCCAGAACCUUCACCCCUCAUCGUCCUCCAUCCUGACCCCUGACCCCUGACCCCUCUGUUCUGGUGGGAGGAAAGACCAUAGAUGAAAAGCAAAAAAACCAAAGUAGCCUACCAACACCUUUAAACUUCUUCAUGAAGCCAAUGCUGCAGUAGGAUUCUCUCCUCCCUCUUUCCUCAUUUAGUGGACGAGUGCAGAGUCGGCUUGUUGUUGUCAGACAUGAAAUCAUCCUUAGCAUGCUUCCAUAUA
This is a messenger RNA of Centropristis striata (black sea bass), 1129 nucleotides long. RefSeq names its product lin-7 homolog B (C. elegans) (gene lin7b). Gene Ontology annotation, biological process: maintenance of epithelial cell apical/basal polarity; neurotransmitter secretion; protein localization to basolateral plasma membrane. The coding region runs from base 216 to 878 and encodes 220 amino acids. Gene Ontology annotation, molecular function: L27 domain binding. The transcript is spliced from 6 exons. The record is from RefSeq and is a predicted model, not a curated record. NCBI's taxonomy places the organism in Eukaryota, Metazoa, Chordata, Actinopteri, Perciformes, Serranidae. Gene Ontology annotation, cellular component: MPP7-DLG1-LIN7 complex; basolateral plasma membrane; cell-cell junction.